Messenger RNA from Rhinolophus ferrumequinum (greater horseshoe bat), 6159 nucleotides. It is a transcript of the gene PALLD, whose product is annotated as palladin, cytoskeletal associated protein. Gene Ontology annotation, biological process: cell migration; dendrite self-avoidance; homophilic cell-cell adhesion. The record is from RefSeq and is a predicted model, not a curated record. Gene Ontology annotation, molecular function: cell-cell adhesion mediator activity. The transcript is spliced from 21 exons. NCBI's taxonomy places the organism in Eukaryota, Metazoa, Chordata, Mammalia, Chiroptera, Rhinolophidae. Gene Ontology annotation, cellular component: plasma membrane; axon. The coding region runs from base 1 to 4182 and encodes 1393 amino acids.
AUGUCAGAGACUUCCUCCCAUGACUCCUUCUAUGAUUCCCUGUCAGACAUGCAGGAAGACAGCAAGAAUGCUGACUUCUUCCCUGAACUAUCUGCUUUUCUCAGCCAGGAAGAGAUAAACAAGAGCCUUGACCUGGCCCGGAGAGCUAUAGCCAACUCUGAGACAGAAGAUUUUGACUCAGAAAAGGAAAUUUCACAGAUUUUCAACAACUCUCCUGGAAGCCUCUGUGAAAAUCCUUCCCGAAAGGACACCAAAUUGUGUGAGCCAACUUCCUCGGGAAGACCUCCAGAUAACAGGCCAGGAGAACACACUGAGAGUAUCUCCUCACCUGGUUCAAAGAGGAAACCUGCCAUCUCACCCCUGCUUGCCAGACCCAGCUAUAUCCAGAGCCUCCGAAAGGCUGAAAAACGUGGUACAAAAACUCCUGACACAAGCGUCAAGUCCAAACCAGCAUUUCAAGGUAAGGCUGGCUCCCAGAGCCAGCUGUGUGACAAGGCGGCUAAUUUCAUCGAGGAGCUGACAUCCAUAUUUAGAGAAGCAGCAAAGCCAAGAAACAGAAGCCCAAAUGGGGAGUCCUCCUCACCAGACAGUGGGUACCUGUCUCCUAAAAAUCAGCCCUCUGCCCUGAUGAGUGCCUCAGCCAGCCAGAGCCCCACCGGAGACCAACAGGAGAUUGAAGCCGAGGUCAAGUUACCUGAGGCCAGGCAUUGCUACGGAGCAGACCGGGAUGAGGCACUGCCGUGCAAUAGCAUCUCUCACCCACAGCCCCAGAAUGCACUCCACUUCCCAUCAGCCCCUCGAUUCAUCCAGAAGCUGAGGAGCCAAGAAGUGGCAGAAGGAAGCAGAGUUUAUUUGGAGUGUAGAGUCACUGGCAACCCAACUCCUCGAGUCAGAUGGUUCUGUGAGGGAAAGGAGGUGCACAACACUCCUGAUAUUCAGAUCCACUGUGAGGGUGAGGACCUCCAUUCCCUGGUCAUAGCAGAAGCCUUUGAGGACGACACAGGUCGCUAUACCUGUCUGGCCACGAACCCCAGCGGCUCAGAGACAACAUCUGCUGAGGUAUUCAUUGAAGGUGCCAGUUCAUCAGAUUCUGACAGUGAAAAUUUAGCUUUCAAAUCAAAACCUGGAGCUAUGCCACAAGCUCAAAAGAAAACAACUUCUGUUUCCCUGACAAUAGGGUCAUCAUCUCCAAAGACCGGAGUGACCACAGCUGUGAUUCAGCCAUUGUCUGUUCCUGUUCAACAGGUUCACAGUCCAACCUCGUAUCUCUGCAGACCUGAUGGAACCACUUCUGCCUACUUUCCUCCUGUUUUUACAAAGGAACUGCAAAACAUAGCAGCAUCAGAAGGCCAGGUGGUGGUUCUAGAGUGCAGGGUCCGGGGAGCACCCCCAUUGCAAGUCAAGUGGUUCCGACAAGGCAGUGAAAUCCAGGACUCUCCAGACUUCAGAAUUCUACAGAAAAAACCUAGAUCUACAGCUGAACCUGAGGAGAUCUGUACCCUCGUUAUCGCUGAGACUUUCCCUGAAGAUGCGGGGAUCUUUACGUGCUCGGCAAGAAAUGAUUAUGGAUCAGUAACCAGCACUGCCCAGCUGGUUGUCACCUCAGCCAACACUGAAAACUGUAGCUAUGACUCCAUGGGAGAAUCCAACAAUGAUCACUUCCAACACUUUCCACCGCCCCCUCCAAUCUUGGAGACAAGUCCCUUUGAGUUGGCUUCAAAGAAACCGGCUGAGAUCCAGCAGGUGAACAGCCCAGAGUUGGGGCUUGGAAUGGCAGCCCUUCAAAUGCAGUUCAGUUCUGCUGAGAGGGAAACUAACGGAGUCCACCCCAACCAUGGAGUAAACGGACUGAUUAACGGCAAAGCUAACGGUAAUAAAUCUCCUCCAACACCAGCUGUCCUGCUUUCACCCACGAAAGAGCCACCACCUCUGCUUGCCAAACCGAAACUGGACCCUCUGAAACUCCAGCAGCUGCAGCAGCAAAUCCGCCUGGAGCAGGAGGCCAGCGCGCGGCUCGCCCCGCCGGCCGGCGCCCCGCGCAGCGCGCCCCCCUCGCCGCCCUUCCCGCCGCCGCCCGCCCUCCCCGAGCUCGCGGCCUGCGCGUCGCCCGCCGGCCCGGAGCCCAUGAGCGCGCUCGCCUCCCGCGCCGCGCCCGCCAUGCAGUCCUCCGGCUCCUUCAACUACGCGCGCCCCAAGCAGUUCAUCGCCGCGCAGAACCUGGGCCCCGCGUCCGGCCACGGCACGCCGGCCUCCAGCACCAGCUCGUCCAGCCUCCCGUCGCCCAUGUCGCCCACGAUGAAGCAGUUCGGCCGCACGUCCGCGCCGUCCUUCGCGCAGCCCUUCGGCGCCGAGGCGGAGGCGCCGUGGUCCCCGGCCUCGCCGUCACCGCCGCCCCCGCCGCCCCCGGUCUUCAGCCCCACCACGGCCUUCCCGGUGCCCGACGUGUUCCCGCUGCCGCCGCCGCCGCCGCCGCUCCCCAGCGCCGCCCUGGCCUCGCCCGCCGCCCGCCUGGGCCACAGCCAGACGCCCGCCGCCUUCCUCAGCGCCCUGCUGCCCUCGCAGCCGCAGCCCGUUGCUGUCAACGCCCUGGGCCUACCCAAGGGUGUCACCCCCGCGGGAUUUCCAAAGAAAGCCAACAGGACUGCUAGAAUCGCCUCUGAUGAAGAGAUUCAAGGCACGAAAGAUGCCGUCAUUCAAGACCUGGAACGUAAACUUCGCUUCAAGGAGGACCUCCUGAACAACGGCCAGCCGAGGCUAACAUAUGAAGAAAGAAUGGCUCGUCGAUUACUAGGUGCUGACAGUGCAACUGUCUUUAAUAUUCAGGAGCCAGAAGAGGAAACAGCUAAUCAGGAAAUUGGGUCUCCUCAUGCUUCUGUAGGGAGUCCUCUGGAUGGUCAAAAGGAAUACAGAGUCUCCAGCUGUGAACAGAGACUCAUCAGUGAAAUCGAGUACAGGCUAGAAAGGUCUCCGGUGGAUGAAUCGGGGGACGAAGCUCAGUACGGGGACAUGCCUGUGGAAAAUGGAGUGGCACCGUUCUUUGAGAUGAAGCUGAAACAUUACAAGAUAUUUGAAGGAAUGCCUGUAACUUUCACUUGCAGAGUCACUGGGAAUCCAAAGCCAAAGAUCUAUUGGUUUAAAGAUGGAAAGCAGAUCUCUCCGAAGAAUGAUCAUUAUACCAUUCAGAGAGAUCUCGACGGGACCUGCUCUCUCCAUACCACGGCCUCCACCCUAGAUGAUGAUGGGAAUUACACAAUUAUGGCAGCAAACCCUCAGGGCCGUGUCAGUUGUACUGGUCGGCUAAUGGUACAGGCUGUCAACCAAAGAGGUCGCAGUCCCCGCUCUCCCUCCGGCCAUCCUCAUGGCAGAAGGCCCCGUUCUAGAUCAAGGGACAGCGGAGAUGAAAAUGAACCAAUUCAAGAGCGGUUCUUCAGGCCUCACUUCUUGCAGGCUCCUGGAGAUCUGACUGUUCAAGAAGGAAAACUCUGCAGAAUGGACUGCAAAGUCAGUGGGUUACCAACCCCAGACCUCAGCUGGCAACUAGAUGGGAAGCCAAUCCGCCCUGACAGUGCCCACAAGAUGCUCGUGCGUGAGAAUGGGGUGCACUCGCUGAUCAUAGAGCCCGUCACCUCGCGGGACGCCGGCAUCUACACAUGUACGGCCACUAACCGAGCGGGACAGAACGCGUUCAGCCUGGAGCUUGUGGUUGCAGCUAAAGAAGCGCACAAACCCCCCGUGUUUAUCGAGAAGCUGCAAAACACAGGAGUUGCUGACGGGUACCCAGUGCGACUGGAAUGCCGUGUUUCAGGAGUGCCACCACCUCAGAUAUUUUGGAAGAAAGAAAAUGAAUCCCUCACUCACAGUACUGACCGAGUGAGCAUGCACCAGGAUACCCACGGCUACAUCUGCCUGCUCAUUCAGGGAGCCACGAAAGAAGAUGCCGGCUGGUACACGGUGUCGGCCAAGAAUGAAGCAGGGAUUGUGUCCUGUACUGCCAGGCUGGAUGUUUACACCCAGUGGCAUCAGCAGCCACAGAGCACCAAGCCAAAAAAAGUACGCCCCUCAGCCAGUCGCUAUGCAGCACUUUCAGACCAGGGACUAGACAUCAAAGCAGCGUUCCAACCUGAAGCCAGUCCAUCUCACCUGACACUGAAUCCCGGCUUGGUAGAAAGUGAGGACCUGUAAUCCAACAUUCUUGUUGAAACUGAAACACUGAAACAGCCUUGCCUUGACCAGCAUAUUCCUUUGUCACAGUAUGUAAAAGGCAAAAACAUACCUUUGACUGUAAGAAAUAAAAAAAUAUUUUUCUUAGAAUUUAAGUAAGCGAUGCUAAUAGAAAUGUACACGUUGCACAGAAAAUUCACAUUCAUCAUCCAAUUUAAAACUUUUGAAUUGCUGUGAUUAAAGUGGUCUGAAAUGCUAAAAGGAAAUCAAUUGUUCAAAGGUAACUACAAUUUGUAUUAUCAAAAGUGCCUUUAAAACACUAGCUUUAGGUGCUACAUAGCAUGAUAGUGUGGAAUGCUUUUAACAUGAGGCAAUUGUACAACUGCUACUAAAAUGAUUCUAAAAUGGCAGUGUAUUCAGACAGCUACAGUGAAUCAAGUGCAAUAUAUGAGGAUGAAAGAGGAAAUGCAAAGAAAUCCAAGUAAAUGCUUUGUCUUUGCAAACUGUUUUAUAUUAAACCAUAAGGAAUUACUUGCCUUAAAUUUUAAUAAUAUCCAGAGUUUUCUAACAAGGUUAAUACCUUACUUCAUAACCUUUAUUUCUUUGUAUUGUAUUUUCUUUUCAUGCUACCUUGGUAGAAAGCUAAUUUACAAACCGUAUUGAAAGGCUAAUUUAAAUAUAAAUAAUAUAAAGUAUUCUGAAUAAAGCCAAAAUAUAUUACAGUCCAUUCCAAGAAAGGCAUCCAAACCACCCAAGUGACCAAGGCACAUAGAAUUUGGAGGAAAGAGGGGUUUGGAAAGAGUAGGGAGAAGAAUGAAGGAAAAUGCUACACGCGUAUUUACUACAUUGUAUUCAUUCAGAUAAAAGAAGGGGCAGGAAACAUGUUAAAGGACAGGCUUUUCUUUGGCUUUCUUGACAAUUAAUCUAACAUGUAGGUGAAAAACACUGCCACUCACCGGUCAGGGAAUCCAGGGUCAGCUGAAAGUUUGGAGCAUAUGUGCUAUGGAAAUUUUAGCGUGUCUGACGUUUGUGUAGUAGAAGAUUUUAGAUGUUUAGAGCAAGUUGAAAAUGGAUUGAGACUGCAAGAUUGGCAUAAAUGAAAAAUUGCCUGUAGCAUCUAGUCUACUUGAGGGAAAUGGAGACUUAGUAGAGACAAAAACAGGUUUGUGCCAUAGUGUUGUUUUUUUUUCCAAUGGCACCAAGAUAUGGUGAAUGGAAAAUAUUAGUUCACUUCCCUGCUGUUGUGAAACCUUGCCUUAAGAAGGUGCUGAAUUCUGAGUAGUUUGUAAAGGCAUCUCAGCAGAGACUAAUUUUUAAAUGUACACAAUUCUGCAUCAGCUAAAUUGAGUUGAUUCUGACCAGACUUGAUCGUUUUAAGUCGGAACCAAUAAACUUUAAAAAGGAGAAAAAAAACAAUUUGGCCUACUAUCAUAACAUGAGGCUUUAAUGGUACUUUGCUAUGAAAAGAAAACACUGUAUUCCUUAUGCAAAACACGUAUCUCUCAUUAUUUAUAAUAAAAAUGUUGAACUCUCUUAGCACAGUUACUCAAUUCAAUACAUAGUGUUUUUUAAAAUAAUUUUAUAUUUGUGUACCACCCUAUAUAUUUCAUAUUACUGCUUCACAUGUACAGCUUUCUACUUCUUUGUAAGAACACCAACCAAGUUUUAAAUGGUUAAUGGGCUUGAGCACUGGGUGGCAGAUGUUCUCUGCAGUGGUACAAGUUUCUUUGAUCACACUUAUAUGCAUUACUAAUAUGGAAUUUAAGAUACCAUACAAAGUCCCUCAUGGACUUACCUAUGUUCUAGUAUUGACUUAUGUCAUAUCUUACUUGCCAAAUUUUUCUGAAUGUGACUUUUUUGCUAAUUUGCUGGGUUUGGGAUUAAGUAGCAUUAUUUUGCCACCUUUUAUGUUGUAUUUAUAAAAAAAUAGUAUUAUACUACUUUGGAUUGUUGUGCUGGUGUAAUGUGGAUUUAACAUCAAUAAAUAUUUAACAAAUA